Molecule: messenger RNA, 1850 nt
Organism: Cornus florida
Lineage: Eukaryota; Viridiplantae; Streptophyta; Magnoliopsida; Cornales; Cornaceae
Product: carotenoid 9,10(9',10')-cleavage dioxygenase 1-like
Exons: 12
Biological process (GO): carotene catabolic process
Cellular component (GO): chloroplast stroma
Molecular function (GO): carotenoid dioxygenase activity
Source: RefSeq, a predicted model, not a curated record
UUGAUUUUAACAGGAGGGUUGAGAGAAUUGCAGCAAGUUCCUCUGCAAAUCAGUGUUUCUGAAAUCAUCAAGAACACUCCUGUGAGACUAUUGGAUGCCUUUGCUGACUCAGUGUUCGAAUUCAAUGACCAGCCAUUGCUCCCAUCUCAGAGUAACUUAGCUCCAGUUGAAGAAGUGGGAGAAGCUGUUCAUGUUACCAACAUUGAGGGGAGGAUUCCAGAUGAUUUUCCGGAGGGUGUUUACAUAAGAAAUGGCCCAAACCCUGUUUUUGGAGGAUUAAAAUCAACAAUUUCUAUGUUCGGAAGAUCAAGUCACAUUUGGGUGGAAGGAGAAGGAAUGCUUCAUGCUUUGUAUUUUAAUAAAGAUAGCGGUGGAACCUGGACUGUCUUCUAUAACAACAAACAUGUUCAUACCGAGACAUUCAAGUUAGAAAGGCAAAGAAAUAAACCAUUGUUUCUUCCGACUGUCGAAGGGGAUAGACUGGCUAUUUUGUCAGCUUAUCUGCUAAAUUCGUUAAGAUUUGGCGAAGUAAACAAAUAUGAUAGUAAUACCAAUGUUUUCAUGCAUUCGGGGAAGUUAUACUCAAUUACUGAGAAUCAUAUGCCUCAAGAGAUAGACAUCCUUACACUAGAAACUUUAGGCAAUUGGGAAUUCAAUGGAGCUUGGAAUCGACCAUUCACUAGCCACCCGAAGAAAGUUCCAGGUACCGGGGAGCUGCUCAUAAUGGGGUUUGAUGCAAAGAAACCUUACUUUGAGCUUGGAGUGAUUUCAGCUGAUGGAAAGAAAUUAGUACAUAAAGUGGAUCUCAAAUUCAACAGGUGUACCCUUUGCCAUGAUAUAGGUGUUACACAGAGGUAUAAUGUGAUCAUAGAUUUUCCACUAACUGUAGACAUAAACAGACUCAUUAGAGGAGGCGCAUUGAUGAGGUAUGAUAAGGAAGGGUAUGCAAGGAUUGGGGUAAUGCCUCGUUACGGUGAUGCAGAAUCGGUUCAGUGGUUUGAGGUGGAACCAAGUUCUGUUUUUCACAUUCUCAACUGUUAUGAGGAUGGUGAUGAGGUUGUAGUGUGGGCAUGUCGAGCUCGUGGAUCAAUCAUACCAGGGCCUGAUUUUGGUUUGAACAAAUUUGAGUGGUUUUCAAGAGGUUUUAAGCCAGUGAGUUCAGUUGGAGAAAAUGAUGACGGAUUAUUAUUUUCUCGUUGUUAUGAAUGGAGAUUAAACAUAUUAAGUGGAGAGGUCAAGGAAAAGAAUCUCACCGGAACUGAAAUCGCUAUGGAUUUUCCUAUGAUUAAUGAAAAUUUUGUGGGUGCUAAAAAUAAAUAUGGUUACACUCAGCUUGUUGACUCCUGUGCGAGCUCUGCCUCAGGCAUGGCCAAGUAUGGUGGACUAGCCAAGCUUUACUUAGGAAAACAUCUGGGAACGAGACAAUGUGAAAACUUCGUAAAGGUCCAACAUCAUAAAUUUGGGAAGAAUAUCUUCUGCUCUGGAUCUGCAUUUGUCCCUAAACGUGGAGGUUCUGAGGAAGAUGAUGGUUGGAUCAUUUGUUUUGUUUAUAACGAAGAUAACGGUGCAUCUCAGGUUUAUAUAAUUGAUACAAAGAACUUUACUAGUGAGCCAGUGGCCAAAAUUAUGCUGCCAUGUAGAGUGCCAUAUGGUUUUCAUGGAGCUUUCAUAUCGAUGCCCUAUCAACAAUAACAAACAGGAUCGGAAGCUUUGUGAAACCAAGAUACUGUAUAAGAAAUAGUCAAUAUUUACAUAAUAUUACUUACUUCUUGCCUACUGUCAUUUAUGUUAUUGUAUGUAAAUUUAUAUGGAGAGAUGUGGUUUCUGUAAUGAAAAGUCUUUUGUUUUAA